AUGGCAGAACUUGCCCAAACUCUCGCAAUAAGGCUCUGCUAUUCCCGACUCGGCCAAGAUAAAUCUGCUUUCGCGGUUCUAGAUUGGCGCAGCAGCUUUUCCCUGUGUUCUUUGCCCCUCUUGUUCGAUUCUCUUUCGGCAUUUGGCGAGCCGGCAAAUGAUGCGACCUUGUACAAGAUACAGUAUAAGAAUCGAAUCAGACCACAAGUGGGACUAUGGAUAAGAGUAGGACCGCUGAGAGAACUCGUGGUUCACGGUAAAGGCACGAAAUCCUACCCUGAAAGAACAAAUAGAACAAACACAUCAUUCAUUCAUGUAUUGGCAUGGGCUUGGUAA
Molecule: messenger RNA, 336 nt
Organism: Pochonia chlamydosporia 170
Lineage: Eukaryota; Fungi; Ascomycota; Sordariomycetes; Hypocreales; Clavicipitaceae
Exons: 1
Coding region: 1-336 (111 amino acids)
Source: RefSeq, a predicted model, not a curated record